Thunnus maccoyii (southern bluefin tuna) is the source of this 1228-nucleotide messenger RNA. Its product is annotated as myeloid-associated differentiation marker-like protein 2. NCBI's taxonomy places the organism in Eukaryota, Metazoa, Chordata, Actinopteri, Scombriformes, Scombridae. Gene Ontology annotation, cellular component: membrane. The transcript has a single exon. The coding region runs from base 160 to 1056 and encodes 298 amino acids. The record is from RefSeq and is a predicted model, not a curated record.
UUCUGUUUUAUGAAUAUUAUCUAACCAGAGGACUGUGGGAAAGGCAGUUGGAGGCAGUAAAACAACUGAAAACACAUCUCAUUUCAGUCUUUAGCAGCUGCCUGUGAGGACGUACACAGCGAAGGUGUUUCAACAGCACUUCUGCUCAUUCAAAGAGAGAUGGGAAUAAUGGAUAGUAUUAAGGACACAAUGUCUAAAGCUGUGUUUUCUCCUUCUACUCUGAUGUCCGGCCGAGGUGGGCUCCACAUGGCUCAGAUCAUUCUGUGUCUGGUCACCUUUCUCCUGGGUGCCUUCAGAGGAGGGAGCAGCCAUACCUACUGGAACUACGCCAUGUUCACCUGGGGCUUCUGCCCCAUCAUGACCCUCAUCAUCACCCUCAUUGAGAUGUUCAAGCUGGAUAUAAUACUCAAUAUGUUUUGCCUGGACUGGUCUGACUUCGCCACAGGGAUGGCCAUGUCCUCUGCGCUCAUGACUGUCUCUGUGGCUAUCACCUAUGCCAACUUCUAUGCAUGCCUGAAAUGCCUGUACGGCUGGAUAGUGACUAUAUGUGCUUUCUUGUGUGGCUUAGUCUACCUGCUUGAGGUGGUGAAGGAUAAAUUUGUGGACAAGAAGAAAGGGAGCUACCUGGCUGCUCUGCCUGGAUUCUGGAAAGUUUUGGAGGCAUUUGUGAGCUGCAUGAUUUUUAUAUCACUGACUGGUUACAGAGACAAGCCGGCUCUGAUCUUGUGUGUUAUAGCAUAUGCUAUUCCUUUCCCCAUCCUGCCUGUAAUCAUAGCCACCAACAUCCUCAAAAAACUGAAGAAGUGUUUGCCCUUUAACUUGGACAGGUUUGUGUUUAUAUUUCUGGUGAUCUCAGUUUUGCUGUAUGUAUUUGCUGCUAUCAUGUGGCCCAUUUUUAUGUUCAAAAACAAUCCUCGUCCCAGUGACUGUCCACCCAGCUUCUGUAUCUGGGCCAUUCAGUUUAUGGUUGCGUUCAUGACCUAUGUGAACCUCAUUCUUUUCACACUGGACCUCAUUUUUACCCUCCUUGGUAUCUGUGGCUUUAAACGCACAUAAGCUUACUGCUGAUUUGAUCUUUAAGUGUGCCUUUCAACAACUACGUACUUCUAUUAAAUGUAAAUUUGAUGCACACAUCAAAGGAAAAACAAACCUAAGUAAAUACUGCACAUCUCAUCACACAGGAUUAAAAGUCAAGAGUAGAGAAUUCUAGAUUUUAGUUUCUAGCUAA